AUGGAUUUGAUGUUAAGAAGGUCUGAAUACUUCGAACAGCAUUGGAAUUGUACCGUUUAUAACGCAUCAGAAGUGCCACUGGAAGCCAAGGAACACAAGAUUUUUGGAAUGUUUUUGUUUGCUGUUAGCACUAUGUAUAUUGUAAGUGAUAAGCAUCAUAUUGUUCAAUUACUUCUGUGCCGCUUCUCACAAUUGUCAAAGUAAUUUUUUGGUGAUAAGGGGCACAGAAUUAGUUGAACAACACAAUAGUUUCUUUAUUUUAAACUUUUCAGUUUUUGUCAAUUCCAUGUAGCAUUGCUAUGUGCCACAAAGAAUUGAUACAGAAUGCUUGUUAUAAGAUAAUGUUGCUCAUGGCAUUUUGUGACAUGGUUACAGUGCAAAUCACUGGUUUUAUAUCCGGUUACCUGAGUUACUACGGCUUGAUGUACUGUGAUGCUAGGAAGUUGAACAACAUUGGUGGAUGCAUUUUAUUAAGUAAAUCCUUUACUUAUAUUAUGGUAUCUUGUAUAUAGUUUUGAAAUGACGUUUAGCAUAAAUAUCUUUUUCUAAAAAUUGAGUUAUACUAUGAUAAUAACGUAUAACAAAAUAUGUCAUUAUACAGUAACCAAAAGUUUUUUAGGUUUCUGGAUCUCCUACACAUGGGGCAGUAUGAUUUUGGCAAUAAACCGCAUCUCAUACAUGUUGAACAAGAGUUACUGGUUUGAAGGAUAUAAAGUUUAUGUUUGGAUAUCCAUGCCAAUAUUGAUUGGCCUUUACAGCAGUGUUUUUGGUUUGCCUGUCACAUACUCUCCAAUCAUUGCAAGCUGGGUCUUUAACCCAUUUACCGAUACUGUACCUGAUGUUGAUAAGGUGGUAAGCAAGGGUGGGAUGAGAGUUAGAAAAAGUGGGCAGACAAUAAAUAUAGAUAACUAAAAAGAAUAUAGAAAGGGCAUGAGUAACAAAUCUUUAAAAUUUUAAAAAUGUACUGAUAACAAUGAAAAAAUAAUUUUGAAAUACAAUGUUUAGUACGUAAUGAGAUUUCAUACUGUAAACAACGUACUAUUUACUGUUUUACUGCCUGCUGUCUACAUUGCUUUCAUCUACAAGAACAUGUCGUUGUUAAGACAAAGAGACAGUCAGAAAAUGUCAGCAAGAGAUUACAGUGUAAGUCCGAGAAGAUACGUUUUUAUACAUUUUAUAGUAUAAAAAAGGUAAAAUACGAUUUGUUCAAUGAAUAAUUUUUACAUUACUUUUUAACAAAGUAAGUGUUUUUUGUUUUAGUUGUUCAUGCAAUGUCUUAUCAUCAGUGCAGCAACGACAAUGGCUACACUCGGCUACACUGUUAUUCAAAUCUUCAGAAUACCAAUCUGGAUGUCCCAGUUGAGUCAUGUUUUGUGGAUGUUUAUACAAGGUAAUCUUUUUUUAUGUAAAAGUAAGGUUAGAAGGUAAUGUAUAUUAUGUUGUUCAAUUAAUUCUAAUUCCCUUCUUAAAGCAAAAGUUCGGGGUUAAGUGGCACAGAUUUAUUUGAACAAUUUAAUAUAAAACUAAGAUGAGAAAGUAAAGUAUAUUUUUGUUAUGUCAGGGUACACUAUGUUUUAGACUUAACUUUUUAAAAUUUAUGAAAUACGUAAAAAUUUUUAAAAAAUUUUCAGGUUGUCCGCCCCUGAUUUACCUCAGCAUGAACAAGAGUAUUCAACGCAUCUUACUCAGCAAGUUUGGCUGCACAAAGAAAGCUAAUGCUGUUCACAGUACUUCGAACGUCAAGUCAUAG
Molecule: messenger RNA, 1750 nt
Organism: Bursaphelenchus okinawaensis
Lineage: Eukaryota; Metazoa; Nematoda; Chromadorea; Rhabditida; Aphelenchoididae
Source: the annotation of a GenBank genome assembly